AUGUAUAAUAGUCAAAUUGAGCAAAGCUAGUUUUCUGAGGCAAUUCAGAAACUUGAGCUUUUUAUAAGUUGCCGAUAAUUAGAUGAUUUAGACACAGUUUCUGUUAGUGACCCUUAUGUAAUUAUGUAUCAAAAAAACAACAAUUAUUGUAAGGAUUCAAUUAAUCUCAUAUAGGGACAAAAAUUGGAUAAACAGAAUUGAUUUGGAAUAAUUUAAAUCCAAAUUUUGCUACUUCAAUCUAAUUGGAAUAUCAUUUUGAAGUUUAGCAACAUUUAAAAAUGGAAGUUCAUCAUUACAUUAGUCCAACUUAAUCAAAAGUAUAAUAUUUUUGAAUAUUAUAGAUUAUCGGUAUUGCAGAAACUACUGUUGCUGAAAUAGCUGGUUCUAAAGAUCAAAUUUUUAUGGGUGAUUUAGUUAAUAUUUCUGGAAAGAAAAGUGGCAAGAUAAUUGUUAAAGCAGAUUAAGUUAAAUAAUGUAAUGAUGAGCUCUUACUUACUUUAUCUGGUCAUAGCAUACCUGAAACUAGAUUUUGGUUUUGGCAUGGAACAUGUCCAUUUUUAAGAUUUUAUAGAUUAAGAAAAGAUGACAAUAAUCCUGUUUUAGUUUAUGAAACAGAGUUUGCAAAGGACACAACUUCUCCAUUAUGGAAAUAAAUUAGUUGCAAAGCAUAAAAAUUAUGUAAUGGAGAUUAUCAAAUGCCUAUUAAAGUUGAAUUAUGGGAUUAUAGAAGUUCUGGUAAGCAUAUUUAUUUAGGGGAAACAACUUUUUGUGUAGAAGAAUUAAAAGAGCAUAGUACAUAGAAUAAAAUAUUAAAAAAGGAGUUUAAAAACAAAAUGAAAAAGAAUGAAUCAUCAGGUGUUCUAUAAUUCAAUAAAUUUUAAUUAAAAACUCGUUAUACAUUUUUAGAUUAUUGUGCUGGAGGAUAAUAAUUAAAUUUAAUAGUUGCUAUUGAUUUUACAGCAUCAAAUGGUAAUCCUAAUGAUCCAAAGUCUCUUCAUUAUAUGACUUUAAAUGGUGCUCCUAGUCAAUAUUUAUAAGCAAUUAUUAGUGUUGUUGAAAUUCUAAUAAAUUAUGAUCAUGAUAAAAAGGUUCCAGUUUAUGGUUUUGGAUGCAAACCAAGAAUGAAUUUGAUUAAUACAAAUCAAACUCUUCAUUUAUUUCCAUUAAAUGAUAACCCAGAAGAUCCAGAGUAAAAUUUUAUAAUUUAUAUUAUUAAGAGUAUAUGGUUUAGAUGGAAUAGUUUAAUGUUAUAGAAAUUCAUUGCAUCAUUUGUCUUUUGAUGGUCCAACUUAUUUACAUCCAAUCUUAAAAAAUGCAAUGGAUAUGGCUUAACAAUGUAAAAACUAAGGUAGUGAAAAUUAUUUGAUACUGAUGAUCUUAACAGAUGGAUAAACAAAUGAUAUGUAAGCUUCUAUUGAUGAUAUAAUUGCUUCCUCAUAUUUACCAUUAUCAGUCAUUAUAAUUGGUAUUGGAGAUGCAAAUUUUAAGAAUAUGUCAAUCUUAGAUAAUGAUGACAAAAGUAUGGUUGAUAGUAAGGGAAAUAAAGCAAUUAGAGAUUUAGUUUAAUUUGUUCCUUUUAAUGAAUUUAAAAAUGAUCCUGCCCUUUUAUCUAAGGAAGUCUUGGCUGAAUUACCUGAUUAAUUAGUAGAGUAUAUGGAAUUAAUGAGUAUACCACCUAAACCACCUAAGAGUAAGAAUUUAAUAUUGAUAUUAGAUAUUCAAGCAAAUUAAUAUCAAAUUCCAAUCAAUAAUGUUUCUUAAUAGAAUAUUGGAAUUCCAUAAAAUCCCUAAUUUAAUGUAUUUCCUCAAAAUUAGAAUUUUUAAACUGAUUAAGAAAGUUAAUAAUAUAUAUCUUAAUAAUAAAUUUAUUAAUAAUACUAGUAAUAAUAAUAUCCAUAAUAACCUCAAUAGUUUAUCCCACCUUAAUAAUAUAUUCCAUAAUAAUCUUAAUAUCCUCAAUAAUAGAUAUAUCCUCCUUAAUAAUAUCCACCUUAAUAGAAUUAUUAAUAUUAGCAAUAGCAGGCCCCAUAAACUGGUGUGGCUACCAAAACUUUUGGUUAGGGAUUAGCACAAUAGGGAUUUUUAAAAGGAUUUGUUUAAUAGGCUAAUUAAUAAUUCAACUAUCCAUCAUAGUGA
Molecule: messenger RNA, 2136 nt
Organism: Paramecium primaurelia
Lineage: Eukaryota; Ciliophora; Oligohymenophorea; Peniculida; Parameciidae
Source: the annotation of a GenBank genome assembly